Molecule: messenger RNA, 723 nt
Organism: Miniopterus natalensis
Lineage: Eukaryota; Metazoa; Chordata; Mammalia; Chiroptera; Miniopteridae
Source: RefSeq, a predicted model, not a curated record
AUGGAGAAGCGCUCAGCUCUCCGGGGGUCGGGCGGCGCUGGCAGCCCGCAGCCCACAGCCCACAGCAUCCUGGAGAUCACGGCGGUGGAGGUGGGCAUUGUGGCCAUCAAGGGGCUCUUCUCCGGGCGGUACCUGGCCAUGAACAAGAGAGGACGGCUCUACGCCUCGGCGGGCAGCCGGGAGCCGGAGGAGGGCACGCGCCUGCCGUCGCUCCUCUCCCGCAUCCUGGUCGCGUUUCUCUGGUCCCCGCCCAGCCCGCGCCCAGGGGACGCCAGAGGCAUCCUGGAGAUCACGGCGGUGGAGGUGGGCAUUGUGGCCAUCAAGGGGCUCUUCUCCGGGCGGUACCUGGCCAUGAACAAGAGAGGACGGCUCUACGCCUCGGAGGACUACAACGCAGAGUGCGAGUUCGUGGAGCGGAUCCACGAGCUGGGCUACAACACGUACGCGUCCCGGCUGUACCGGACGGUGCCCGGCGGACCGGGGGCCCGGCGCCAGCCCGGUGCCGAGAGACUGUGGUACGUGUCGGUCAACGGCAAGGGCCGGCCCCGCCGCGGCUUCAGGACGCGCCGCACGCAGAAGUCCUCCCUCUUCCUGCCCCGCGUGCUCGACCACAGGGACCACGAGAUGGUGCGGCUGCUCCAGGGCGGCCCCCCCAGGUCCCCCGGCGAGGACGCCCGGCCCCGGCGACGACAGCGACACAGGGGCCAGGGAGGCCGCGCUUAG